GUGCCGGAAGCGUGAAUCCUUAAUUUUCCGGAAAAAGGCAUCUCGCCGGUCGUACGAUGGGAGUUUUGGGAUUGUGGAAGCUGAUCGAGCAAUCCGGCAAACCAGUGCCGCUGGAAACGCUGGAAAACAAGGUGCUGGCUGUUGAUGUUUCGAUUUGGUUGCACCAGGUAAUUAAAGGGUUCCAAGAUUCGAAAGGUAGCGCAUUACCGAAUGCGCACGUCCUGGGUUUGUUUCAUCGGCUGUGCAAGCUCAUGUUCUACCGUAUUAAGCCGAUUUUCGUGUUCGACGGAGGUGUACCGGUGUUGAAAAAGCAAACGAUCGCCAAGCGGAAUCAAAGCCGCAAUAACUAUCAGAAUGAAGCGGAUCGCAUCCAGCAGCUGCUGCUGGAGACACUCGCCAAAGAGAAGGUGGUACAGCAGGCUCUUGGUUCUGCGACGAAUAUCCUGAUAACACCUUCAAAGAAACCACUACCAGCUAUUGGCGGUAGUGGAAGUAAGCAGCAGCAAGAAGAAGAACCGGAUGCAAUGUUCAAACUGCCACCGAUGAAGCUACCCGAAGAACCGAUCGACUUAGACAAGAGCGACAGUUCGAUGGAUGAAAAGGCUUCACGGAAUUACUAUCACCUCAACCUGAACGCAAUCGACGUUACUAGCGUGUAUUUCAAGAACUUGCCGGCCGACGUGCGGCAUGAGAUACUGAACGAUAUCAAAGAAACCCGCAAACAAUCAUCCUGGGGCCGGCUACAUGAACUACCCGUUCAGAGCGACUCAUUUUCCUCCUUCCAAAUGUCGCGCCUUCUCAAGCGUCGACAGGUGCAGGUUGAACUCGAGGAAGCGGAAAAAGAAAUGGGCGGAAAGUGUUUGUCGCUGGCCGAACUGGAAUCAUUGCUAAACGAGGAAGGGGUUGAAACGUCAUCGAGCCGAGCGGCACAGCAGAUUGCUUCGGAUGAAAACACACGGUUUCUGUUGGUUCGGGAUGUACAGAAAGCAAUUGAGAAGGCAAAGGCUCGCGAAGAAGAGGAGAAAAAUGCACCGAAACCUCCCAAAGUACCUAAACUGGUUCGCGAAUCCAGUAACAACCAACUGGAUGAUGAUAAGGAAAUGGAUGAAGAGUUACAGAUGGCGAUAAAAAUGUCGCUUAUGCAGGAUGAAAACCCUACCGCAAUGAUUGAGCUGGACGAUGAUGAUGUGCGAAUGUCGCGGCAGCAGAAACAAGUAUUGGGAAAUGCAGCCCGAAGUCUUGCCCGUGGGUUUAUGCUAGAGUAUGGCGGGCUUACGAACGAAGAGUUUAACGAGCUGCUGCACCAGACGCAGGACGUUGACUGCGGUGAUGUGAACGAUUCGAUGUCACAAAUGUUUGUUUAUAAUGAUGUUUCCGUCAUUGAACCAGCAAUAUCGGCCAAAUCUAUUCAAGAGGAAGAGCCUACGAAGCAUCCAGCUGCCAGUGAGCCAAUUGUUGUAACAGAGAAAAGUAAUAGCGAGUCGGAAACGGAAUCUGAUUCCGACUUCAUUGACGUUCCGUCGGAUAUAUCAAACGAUUCGGCCAUCGGGAUAUCGUUGCCGUUGAAUAAAACGAAUCACCAAAAGCCACACUUCAAUCCUAUCGUGGACCUUACGAUCGAUGAUUUAGCCAAAUAUAGGAAUGGUGGAAAGAACGCACAAACCAAAAAUUCGAAGGAAGUGGUGGAGGUGGUCAUCAAAAAGGAAGAGAUGGGAGUUUGUGAUGAGGAUGACAUCUUUGCUGAUGUAUUCAUGGCAGAUAAACCCAUAAGCAAGACAAGCGAACCAAAACCUGCUAUGGCAUCCAUUCCGAUGAAGCUUAUCGAAGGUAUAGUUGAAGAACGAAAUGAAAAUCCUAAAAAUGUACCGAUUGUGGUGAAACCAAUGGUUGGGUUAAAGAUUAAAAAGGUUGAUGAUAUUAACGCCCAACUCAAGGAACAGUUAGAACAGCUACGUAAAGGACCAUCGGUAUUGGAUCUGGAAGGUAUAGUUCCUGUCUCGACAGCGGCGUUACCGAAUCCUUCAACACUCGAUAAAGUGAAUAUUGUUUCACCGCAACCAGCAACGGAUUUGAAAAGUAUCCACGAAACUCUGAAGCAGCAACUGGCAGAAUUGAAGACAAGUGCUAUGCCUUUGGAUUUGAAUGAAAUUGAUAUUGAAGCGACAGUAAAGGAUAAACAGGCUGCAACAGAAGAUGAGGUGGAUAGUGAUGCAACGAUUAUAUGCGAAGGGGAAUCUCCUGAUGCUACCAUACUAUUUCCCACAAAGUCGAUUAGAGAAGGGUCCAUCGGAAAUUCGAAGAGUGAUAUUACAAAACCUAACAUGGACGAUGAUGUUGCCAUUAUAUCGCAAAAGCCAACAGUGAUAGAAAUUCUCGACAGUCCAACGAAGAAAGGAACUCUGGAGCAUUUAAUCGUUGCCCGCACUCCGGGCAAAGAUACGGAAAAGAAACAACUGGCCGAAAAGGAAGAGGAUAUACCGAGCGUGGCAAAACCCUUCUUCGUGAAUAAAACACCUCCAUCUUCCAAGAAAGUGUCUUCAAAUGAAGCUACAAACGAAGGUACUUCCUCCGGCGGUAGUGUAGUGAAGCAGUUGUUCCCACAAAUAAUCGAAACUGAAGCAAUACCAUCAACCAGUAAAGGUCCUGCUAAACCGUCCGUUAGCGCUGACACUCUGAUCACGGAAAUGGCCACAAAUUUAAAAGAUUCCCGCACACCGCUAGAACUGAAGCAGAUGGCACUCGAUCUGGCUCAAAACGAACGGGAGCUCGAAAGGGAGAAAAACAAACAGAACCGCCUUGGCGUUUCCAUUACCGAUCAGAUGCGUAAUGAUUGCAUGGAACUUCUGCAGCUCUUUGGCGUACCUUAUAUCGUGGCACCGAUGGAGGCGGAGGCGCAGUGUGCGUUCCUGAAUCAGAUUGAGCUGACUGAUGGUACGAUCACGGAUGAUAGUGAUAUCUGGUUAUUUGGUGGACAGAAGGUGUACAAAAACUUUUUCAACCAACAAAAGCUAGUACUGGAGUUUACGAUCGAAGGUAUCGAGCAAGCGUUUCAGAUGGACAGGAAGAAGCUCAUUCAGUUGGCCUUGUUGGUGGGCAGUGAUUAUACAACUGGGAUCCACGGUAUCGGUGCCGUGACGGCUCUAGAGAUAUUGGCAUCGUUUCCACCUACGCCGGAACAGCCAGGCGAAACAUCGGAGCUAAUGUCGAUGCUUUCGGGGUUACGAAAGUUUCGCGACUGGUGGCAGCAUAGCCGUAACGGAACAGCUACCACCGGGACACGCAUUGCUUUGAAAUCAAAAUUGAAAAACAUUGAUAUCGCAGAGGGUUUCCCUAAUACGGGUGUUGUCGAAGCUUAUCUGAAGCCGACGGUCGAUUAUAGCGAAGAAGAGUUCACUUGGGGCUACCCCGAUGCAGAUCGGUUGCGGGAUUACGCACGACAAAAAUUCGGCUGGACUCGUUCGAAAACGGACGACAUAUUACUACCGGUACUGAAGCGAUUGGAUGAACGUAAAUCGCAGGCAUCGAUAAAGAACUACUUCAAAGUCCAGAGUGCCGUCGCGCAAAGUCGGGUAAAGGUUAGCAAACGGGUACAGUACGCGGUGGAUACGAUGGCUGGAAAGAUCGAUUCUGCGGUAGAUGAAGCAAAGGCAGCAAAAAAGAAGAGUCCUGCGAAGAAAGGCGGCCGCAAGAAGAAGUUAGGCACGCAAGCAUCUUCUACAACAGAUGAUUCGGUUGAAACAGGCGUCUUGGGAUCACAAGAGAACACCGGUGUGACAGAACCAGUCUCCGUUGAUACUGACGAUGAUUUUGCGGAGAGCAAACAACCGACGAAAAAACCGACUGCACGUAAGAAGGGUCCUGCUAGUGGUCCUUCUGUACCAGCAAACGCUGGUCAAAAGCCAAAACGAGGCCGCAAGAAAGCCGUUGAGCCAGCACAAACAGCCGCCACAUCACCUUCGGAAGAUACGAUGGCCGGCCCAAAGCACUCACUUGCGAACAUCGGAGGAAUCAUUGCCAACAUCAACAGUCAAUCAGCCAACAGUUUGAAUGAAGAGACCGCGGGAACUGGUCGUGCGAGACGCGGUGCAAAUAAGAUACCCGACUUUAAUCCAGCCAUUCCCCAGAGGGUCAAGGACGAGCAGGAGAUGGCCGAUCGGAAACAAAAAGCGGCGGAACUGUUUAAGAAAUUGCGUGCAGAGGGAACCACGAAAGGUAGGAAAAAAGCUGGGUAAAGGAAAUGUCCAAGUAUUGCAUUGCCUUUAUAAUAAAUUCGUCUUUUUAUUCUGCAAAUGAAUAUCGAUUUGAUCGUUUUUUCGGUAUUCAAGAAGUUUCUAAAAUAUUCAUUGAAUAAAUAUGUUUUCAAGUACAAAG
This is a messenger RNA of Anopheles darlingi, 4371 nucleotides long. RefSeq lists its product as uncharacterized. The record is from RefSeq and is a predicted model, not a curated record. Gene Ontology annotation, cellular component: nucleus. Gene Ontology annotation, biological process: nucleotide-excision repair. NCBI's taxonomy places the organism in Eukaryota, Metazoa, Arthropoda, Insecta, Diptera, Culicidae. The transcript has 4 exons. Bases 57 to 4232 code for a protein of 1391 amino acids. Gene Ontology annotation, molecular function: single-stranded DNA binding; DNA endonuclease activity.